Molecule: messenger RNA, 1143 nt
Organism: Daphnia magna
Lineage: Eukaryota; Metazoa; Arthropoda; Branchiopoda; Diplostraca; Daphniidae
Product: rhamnose-binding lectin-like
Exons: 3
Coding region: 191-547 (118 amino acids)
Molecular function (GO): carbohydrate binding
Source: RefSeq, a predicted model, not a curated record
AACAUCAAAACGCGUAUCGGCUCUUCCCUUUCCUUAUUAUCGUUCAAGCUUCGAGUCGUGUCGGUUCGUUCGUUCACUCAACUUUUUUGUUGGUUAAAAGGCAUCCGACACAUUUUCUAUAACGCCCGGCUUCUAAUUGAUUCCGACCAACGUUUUUCUUGCAAUCGCUUUUCAAAUCCGUUGCUCAACCAUGAUGAAACAUUUUGCCAUCAUUUGCUGCCUCAUUGUUCUAGUCGCCAUCAGUGCCGACGCUGAAACGGAGUUCAUCUGUCAGUUCUCAUCGAAAACGUUGGCUUGCCGAAAUGGCAAGAGUCUCGACAUCAAAUUCGCUAAUUACGGCCGCAUCGGUCACAACGUUUGCUGGCGCGGCAGUUAUCGUUCGGGAGCCGAUCGGAUCAACAAUUGCUACGACGAAUCGCACACGGACUUGGUGGGCAUGCUCUGCAACGGGCAAACCACCUGCGUUCUGCCCGCCUCCAACGAGGUGUUUGGCGACACCUGUCCGGGUGUUUUAAAAUAUUUGCAAGUCAAAUAUCAUUGCGUCUAAAGGACGAAACUGAACAAAAACGAAAGCGCGACGAGUUUUCGAUGUUGUUUUUCGACAAACCGCGUUACACCCGCAGAUGUACAACCAUCGACUUUUCUUUUUUCAAACAGGUCACGUGUCUCAUUACAAUACGUUUAUGUUUUUUGUUUUUUGUUGUUUUGUUUUAUGUCUCCUGCCCUUCUUGUAUAAAUUAUUUGCGAGUGCCGCUUUUCCGUUUCACAGGAGAAAUGGUUGGAAACAAUGUUUUUUGCUUAUUAUGACGUCCAUACCGUACGAACUUAGACAUUAUUCCGCCCUGAAUGUUAUAUUAUAUGCCUAUAUAUAUUUUGAUCAUAUUAAUCAAUCGUUGGACAAACACCUUCAGUGACUCUGUCCCUUUCAAAAAGGGAUGGCUGCUGUCGUGUAGUAUAUGAGAGCCCUAUAUACCAUCGCAUAUACUGUAAAUGUCUCCAUUUUAUUCUUCGACGUCUAUAUACCAGCAAGAACUUACUUGACUACUAUAUCAGUCACUCUGUUACAUAUAAAUAUAUCAUUACCGUUAACGACGCGUAGGUCUACGUAUAUCUAUCAAUACAUAUAUGCUAUUCAAUCAGCAA